Molecule: messenger RNA, 1453 nt
Organism: Microdochium trichocladiopsis
Lineage: Eukaryota; Fungi; Ascomycota; Sordariomycetes; Xylariales; Microdochiaceae
Product: NmrA-like family protein
Exons: 3
Coding region: 364-1323 (319 amino acids)
Source: RefSeq, a predicted model, not a curated record
GUUUUCUUUAGCUGGUGAUUGGCCAAUCGUCCAAGCUGCGCCUGCCACAGCUUCGUGACGAGAACAGUACGGCAUGCGAACAACCUUCCGGCCGGUUGACAAACCUUGGAGCCGCAGGGACUUGCUGCCCAGGCGAGGUCCAGCUGCGACUGGGACAGAGUCCAUGAUGGAGUCAAACUAUAAGAAGUCCGUGGGCGCCACCCUGUUCCUGGAGUUUCGGACCAUCACCACCGCAAUCACACUCGCACUCACAUUCACACUCAUCGCUCCUGCUCUCGUAGCACCACCAACUCUGUUAUCCAGAACAUAACCUUUCAAACAUACCCAACAGCCUCAACAACUACUUCGCCUAACUUAUCCACAAUGGCCUCCAAGAAGAUCCUCACCAUCUUUGGCGCCACUGGUGCCCAGGGCGGCGGCAUCAUCUCGACCUUCCUCCACGAUGCCAAGCUCAAGAACGAGUGGGCCCUCCGCGGCGUCACCAGAGAUGUCUCCAAGGACUCUGCCAAGAAGCUCGCCAGCCAGGGUGUCGAAGUCGUCGCUGCGGAUCUCAACGACAAGGCCUCCCUCGUCAAGGCCAUGAAAGACUCGUACGCCGUCUUCGCCGUCACAAACUACUGGGAAAAGGCCGACGCCGAUCUUGAGAUCAAGCAGGGCAAGGAUCUCGCUGAUGCCGCCAAGGAGACGGGCGUCCAGCACUACAUCUGGAGCACUCUAUACAACGUCUCAGAGCGCUCCAAUGGCAAGCUCCCCCACGUCUACCACUUUGACACCAAGGCCAAGGUUGCCGACUAUGUCAGGCAGCUCGGGAUCCCCGCCACCUUCUUCAUGCCUGGCUUCUACGUGUCCAACAUCCCCGGCGGCAUGUUCCGCCAAGCGCCACCGGACAACAACUGGAGGUUCGCCCUCCCCGUCAAGGGCGACUCUCAGAUCCCCUACUACGCGCCCAAGGAGGACACGGGCAAGUAUAUCAAGGCCAUUGUGAACAACCGCGACAAGCUCCUCGGCAAGAACUUCCUCGCCGCCACGGCUUACACGACGCCCUUCGAGAUGGUCGAGACCUUUAAGAAGCUCUUCCCCGAGGCCGGUGCCACCGCGCAGUACGUCGAGCUUCCCGGAGACGUGUACAAGGGUCUCAUCAAGCAGAACAUGUCGGCGCCCGACUUCAUCGCGGAGGAGCUGUACGAGAACAUGCGCCUCCUCGAGGAGUUUGGAUACUACUUUGGCGAGGACCUCAAGCCGUCCCUCGACCUCGUCGAUGAGCCCCUUACGACGUGGGAGGAGUAUGCCAAGAAGGCGCCGGCUUUCAAGGAUCUGAAGUAGCUGGCUGGUACAAAGGAGCACCUAUAAUGAAUAAGCAUGGAGACGAAGAAAUCCGGCAUGGAUAUGUACAGAUAAUGACUAUAGAAUUACUUUGAGCACAUUCACUUUCAAGACAGUUGGCAUGAAAGAU